Molecule: messenger RNA, 3110 nt
Organism: Sorex fumeus (smoky shrew)
Lineage: Eukaryota; Metazoa; Chordata; Mammalia; Eulipotyphla; Soricidae
Gene: THUMPD1
Product: THUMP domain containing 1
Exons: 4
Coding region: 1-1056 (351 amino acids)
Biological process (GO): tRNA modification
Molecular function (GO): RNA binding
Source: RefSeq, a predicted model, not a curated record
AUGGCCGCCCCCAUGCCCCAGCCCCAGCCCGGCUGGAAGCGCAAAGGCAAGGCCCAGUACUUGCCGGCGAAGCGGGCGCGGCGCGGCGAGGGCGGCGGGCCGCGGCAGCUGGAGCCCGGGCUGCAGGGCAUCCUCAUCACCUGCAACAUGAACGAGCGCAAGUGCGUGGAGGAGGCCUACAGCCUGCUCAACGAGUACGGCGACGACAUGUACGGGCCCGAGCAGUUUACAGACAAGGACCAGCAGCCUUCAGGAAGAGAGGGGGAAGAUGACGAUGUGGAGGCAGCUUUGAAGAAAGAAGUUGGUGACAUUAAGGCAUCUACAGUACUAAGGCGAAGGAGAUUCCAGUCUGUGGAUAGUGGAGCAAAUAAUCUUGUUUUCAUCAGGACACUUGGAAUCGAACCUGAGAAAUUGGUGCAUCAUAUUCUCCAGGACAUAUACACAACCAAGAAGAAGAAGACUCGGGUUAUUCUGCGAAUGUUGCCCAUCUCCGGCACAUGUAAGGCUUUCUUAGAAGACGUCAAAAAAUUUGCUGAAACGUUUAUGGAGCCCUGGUUUAAAGUUCCAAACAGUGGGACAUUUCAGAUUGUAUACAAAUGUCGAAAUAAUAGUCAUAUGAAGAGAGAUUUAGUGAUCAAAGAAUUGGCAGGAAUAAUAUGCAGCCUCAAUUCAGAAAAUAAAGUGGAUCUCACCGACCCAGAGUAUACAGUGGUCGUAGAAAUUAUUAGAGCAGUCUGUUGCCUGAGUGUUUUGAAAGAUUACAUGUUGUUCAGAAAAUACAAUCUCCAGGAGGUGGUGAAGAUCGGGAAGGAGCCGUCACAGCCGGCAGUGCAAGCAGGAAAUGGGGAUGAAGCGAAGUUGGAAUCUGAGGACCAAUCAAGUCAGAACGAUUCAGCAGAUGGGAAAAAUAGCCAGCAGGUGGCAGCAGAGAAUACUGAGGAGCCGGGGGAGACCAGACCAAUGUCCGAGACCACUGUGAUAAGCACGGAAGAUAAGCCUGAGCUUGUAAGUCAAGCUCCAGAAGACUCCAAGACUAAGGAAAAUGACCUCAAAUAAGAAAAAAUGGAGGUGGAGGGAGGUUUCUCGACUGCAGUUGUGUGAGAUGUUGCUAGAGCUCUCUGUACAAUUGCUACUGAAGAUAACGGUUUGGAACUUAAUUUGCUACGUAUGUCAUUCUCCCAGAAGGUGAGGCGUGAUUGAGGCUCCGUGAACAGUUUUCUUAGAGCUCUUUUACCCUGCGUGGUGUGUGCAGUAGGCUUGUAUCACUUAGCUAGGAGAAACUUCACAGUUGGUGGCCGUGAGAGCAAAACAAAGCUCGGGAAUAGAAACUGAGAGGGAAGUUUUCAUUCUAAGGAAAGAUACAUAUAUAUUUUUAAGACAGAUUUUUACUUAGCCCAGGUCAGCUAUCCCCUACCACUUUCUUGUAAGCCUUGUAAAAACAUGGGCAUGGAUAUAGGUGAAGUGAAUUGUUUUCAUGAAGAUUUUGUACUUUUCGUGUGUGUGAUUUUCUUACUGCCCACUUUUCUUAUGUUUUAUUACAUUUGUUACACACAAAUUUGAUGCUCGAGUGCUGGAAUUUUUAAAAGCAAAGUAGAAAAUUGAAGAGGAUCAUCUUAGAUGUAGCCUUACAGACUUUUCUGGUAAGAUUAGUGAUUAUAAUCUUCAGGGUUACUUUGGUAUGCUAGUGAUACAAGGAACACAAAUUCUUCGCAAGGAUAGCUAUUUCUCAAUUUCUUUUUAUGAAUUCAUAAUUCAAGCUGUUUUACACCAUUGUGUGUUGCCUGUACAGUGUAAAUUAUGCGCCUAGUAUUUGCUCCAGCAAUUUUAACUAUAAACCAGAACCAUUUGGUGAGUCAAGAUGUUGGUUGUUUUGUGGCUUUUAAAUAAUUAAAGUGGUAAAGCAUUUGUUUUUUAGAGCUAAAGUUGAGGAGGUGAUUUUUUUUUCAGUAGCAGAACUUAGUCCAGAAAAAGAAUCUAUAUUGCUUUUAAGAAAUAUUAUCAGCAUGAGCAUGGUAGGACAUGAUACCUUAUAAGAAGUUGAAAAGACAACUCAAUAAGUUGUACUAGACCAGCAUUUCUCAAUCCUAGGGGUCCUGGGGAUAUUUUAAGGAGAUCCUGGGUGACAAUCACCUAAAUAGGGUCAAUUGCCUGAGACUAGGGCAAUUGUCGUGUCCUAGAGAGGAUCAGAAAGGGGCCACGGUUAGAAAAAGGUUGAGAAAGACUACUGAAUAGUAUGUCACAUGAUGCUAACGAAAUUUGUGUAAUUAACUGAAAAGCAGCCAUUUCUCUAGGUUGAUAAUUAAAUAUCACAAAUAUUUGACUGUCUCAUUAGUGAGGUUGUAAGUGAUGAAGUUGAAGAAAACUUUUGUUGCUCUUUGGAACCUUCCGAGAGAAAGGCCAAAAUUUAUGCACAGCUUCAUAUCCGAAAACCAAAAGGGUUCUGUCAUCUGUACUCCUUGCCCAUCUGGACAUACUCCUUGUUCUCGCUGAUACUUUCCCUUGAUUAGUAUAAGAAAAUCUAGAAGUUGAUGUUACAGCACACAGAGAGGUGCCGAUUUAAAAUAUAAAACCCAGAAGCUUGGAGAUGAAACUUUAUGAUGAUGAUAACAAAAUUGGUUGCAUUCUGUUUAUGUUUUUUUUUCAAACACUCAAAAUACAAAAUUUGAAUAAAAAGCAUAUGAUUCGUGACUAGAAAAAACAACUCCUGUUUAUCGGAGGAAGAGUUCUCGGCAGGAUAUUGAAUUACAAGUGCUUUGCUGGAGAAUAAAUAGGAAAAAGCAAGGGCAGACUUGUCACAUACGCUGGAGGUGAAGAAUGGCCACAGAUUAGUAGCCCGUUAGCAGACAUCAUUCAUAGCAUGAACAAAUUUCUGAAAGAUCUUAAGAGAACAGGGUUUUUCUUUUAAUGACGGGAUUCUUUCAUUAAAAAAGGAAGUCAUUGGAACACUCGUAUUGCUGCAGGAGCUCUUAAAAUAAUUCCACAUCCUCUGAGUUUGAGACUAAAGAAGAGUAGUUACAAAUCUCAAGUCAUAUUAAAACUCCUUGACACUGCACAACCCAGUUAGCGUUUCUCUGCCUUUCCUCAGCGCUGGGGACUGGGGGUAUAACAGA